Molecule: messenger RNA, 382 nt
Organism: Aspergillus japonicus CBS 114.51
Lineage: Eukaryota; Fungi; Ascomycota; Eurotiomycetes; Eurotiales; Aspergillaceae
Exons: 1
Coding region: 57-278 (73 amino acids)
Source: RefSeq, a predicted model, not a curated record
GCCCGGCCCUGUAGUCACGUUCCUUCCUAAUUGGGCGUUUUCUCUUCCGAACUGGAAUGGAUCCAUUCUUCUCAAUCGCAUCUCCUCUUCUUGUUCUUCUUCCUUCGCAUCUUUUCUCAUGCUCUCAUUUGCCUGAUGCUCUUCUUUUCUCCUUCCCCCCAUUAAUGGUUCGUCUAAUCUUGGCUCUACCCCCGCCCGAAACCAUCUGCCUGGUCAGGAUUCAAGGAAAGCCAGACAUAUAUGAAAAUGGCAAUUACCACGAUGGAAAGCCGAGGUAGCUCAGUGCAUCCCCGCCGCUUGACUGCGCCACAAAAAUUGUGACAGAAGAUUAUCUCAGUUGCAGCUCAGCAUUGUUCAGCGACCAUAGGAAGCGGGGCAGAGA